Messenger RNA from Aspergillus pseudoviridinutans, 1752 nucleotides. RefSeq names its product ankyrin repeat domain-containing protein. The transcript has 2 exons. Gene Ontology annotation, molecular function: protein binding; RNA binding; RNA nuclease activity. Gene Ontology annotation, biological process: RNA processing. Lineage: Eukaryota; Fungi; Ascomycota; Eurotiomycetes; Eurotiales; Aspergillaceae. Bases 1 to 1752 code for a protein of 583 amino acids. The record is from RefSeq and is a predicted model, not a curated record.
AUGUUCCUUCUACGGCUGCCAGAUGAUAUCCUCUUCCUCUUGGCUGAUGAUCUGUCGCGAGAGAGGGACAUCAAUGCCCUUGUGCAGACUAGCCGUCGAAUUUACCUACUGCUAAACCGACUCCUCUACCAGUAUAAUAUCCGACAUUCCCACAGCUCCGCUCUCCGGUGGGGUGUGUCGGUGGGCUGCGAAGGCACCGUUAGAAAAUGUCUAGAGCUAGGCGCAACUAUUGACUGUAAACUCAAGGCGGACCUGAAGGAUGAGGACGAAGACAGUGAUACCCCGCUGGUGAACAUUGCAUCCGAACGAGGCUACGAUCGUGUCUUGAAGCUCUUACUAGACUAUGGUGCCAACCCGAACGAGGAUGGACAUUUUCCUCGGGUGCCACUUUCGUUAGCCAUUCGAAACGGACACGAUGCAGCUGUGCGAGUAUUAUUAGCCCGAGAAGGUACAAACGUUACCCUGCCUUCCGCUCCGUUCAGCCAACAGCCGCUGCAUUACGCUUUAGAACGAGGAUCUCUAGAAUAUGUUCAACUCCUGCUCGAACGAGGCGCAAAUAUCCAAGAGUAUACGGCUCUAUCGCUCGCUGCAGUCAUGGGACACCAGGUACUGGUCCAGUGCUUCCUCGCGCUUGGACUGGAUCCGAAUUUUCGGGACCGUACCGGAUUCACUGCUCUCGGGCACGCGGCCAAGGAAGGCCAUGCAGACGUCGUCGAGACGUUGCUUGCAUGGGGCGUCGAGACGGAAAGUCUCGGAGAGGACGGAGAGACAGCUCUAUCAUGGGCGUCCAGAGAAAAUCACGAAAAGGUGGUGGAUCUUCUACUGCAGCACGGGGCACAUCCAAAUUCGUCCGACUCUCGCGGCGUAUGUCCGCUCUACUGGGCCGUCACGAACGGUUCGAUCCCCAUAAUCAAAGCGCUCUUGGCCCACGGUGCCAGGCUGAACAUUAAAACUGAAGGAGGAGAAACACCCCUCCAUAUCGCCGUACGGCGGAACGAUCAGCCGCUGGUCGAGAUACUCAUACAGCUGGGCAUUGAGGUGGACAAACCAGACAAGAGGGGCCAGACUCCUUUCGCCCUGGCUGCCGCGUGCGGUCGCAUCCAAAUAAUGGAGCUUUUGCUGGCCAGCGGCGCUGACAUGACUAUCCGGGAUCACAGCGAUCGGACACCAUUGCACAUAGCCUUCGCGAGACAUCAAGAUGCCGCCGCUGAGUUCUUGCUACGACGAGGUGCUGAUCCGAGCUUCGCAACCAUCCAUGGUUCCGAGCGACUCUUCUACGCAGUCGAAGGAAAAAUGGUCCGGAUCACGCGGUUUCUACUGGAGAGCGGUGUUGAUCCCGACCCUGUAGAUCACUGCGGCCGUACCCCGCUGCUGAUUGCCUGUGAGUUUUUCCGGGAGAAUCGCUGCGAGAUAGCUGAGAUGCUGCUCCGGACCGGUCGAGUGAACAUCCAUGCCCGAAAUGCGGAACAUCGCACGGCCCUUAUGUKCGCGACCAUGGAAGAGAAUCCUCAACUUGUACGACUUUUGCUCUCCCACGGUGCAAAUGUCGACGAUAGGGACGAGGAGGGGUGGACUUCUCUUGCGACUGCAUGUGCCUCGGGGGACGAGGAGAUAUGCAGGAUUCUGCUCGAGGCUGGGGCAGACAUCAACAGCCGGGACAACUAUGGACAUACUCCUUUAUAUCAUCAGGUGGGGAACGUCAGUGGGCCCUUUUAUGAAUUCUUGCUUGAAAUGGGCGCAGAGCUCCGAUAG